UUCCACGUCGCAGCUCUGCCUCACAGGCGAACUGGCUGCGUGUGUAUGCGUGUCUCCAGCUAGGCCAGAGAGUGAUGGCGGCGCCCGUCCUGAGAGUGUCCACCCCUCGGUGGGAGAGAAUAGCGAGGCUCCUCGUCUGCCUGCUGGGCAUACUGCUGUCUCUAUAUGCUUUUCACGUCGAGAGGGAAAAGGCGCGGGACCCAAGUUAUAAGGCUAUGUGCGAUGUCAGCAGCUCCAUCAGCUGUUCAAAAGUGUUCAGCUCAAGGUGGGGUCGAGGAUUUGGACUCUUGGGCUCAAUCUUUGGAAAUGACAGUGCACUGAACCAACCCAACAGUGUCUAUGGGAUCGUCUUUUAUGCCUUUCAGCUCCUACUAGGAAUGACUGUCAGUGCAAUGGCCGCCCUAAUUCUCAUGACGACAUCCAUCUUGUCGGUGGUGGGUUCGCUCUACCUGGGCUACAUCCUCUACUUUGUCCUGAAGGACUUCUGCAUCAUCUGUGUCACCACAUAUGCGCUGAACUUCAUUCUCUUUAUUCUCAACUACAAGCGACUGGUUUACUUGAACGAGGCCUGGAAGCAGCAGCUCCAGGCCAAGCAGGACUAAGCUGCCGAGAGCGGCGAGAAAAAUGCGACAAACGGGGAAAAAAAAGAGAAAUGUGACCUCUGAACAUUUGACUUGCCACCAGGAGACCUUGCUUCCAAACAAUGUUUAUUCUGCUGUGUGUUUAAAAAAAAAAAAAAUGAAGAAAUUUAACUUAAAUGUUGGGCCUGACAUCUCAAUGUUGAUUGCAAACACGGAAGGAUUUGUAAGUAAAAGGUGAUUUUUAUUUUAUUUUUUUUUCUUUUUGAUUUCUUUGUGUGUUUUUUUUUUAACAUUCUACUCACUUAAGGAAGGGAGUUGGGUGUGUGUGAGGGAAACGCAACAACCCAAGCAAGCAGAGACGGAAGGCCACAAAACACAACGAUGGAGGACAACUCUCAUUUGAACAAAAAGGAUCGCAGAACGGAGGAAAACGCAGGACAUUGGAAGAGGUUCACGGGCAAUGGUUAGAGAGCUCCUAUCACUGCACAGCGCAUCUGCACUAAAACACGGAGCCGAAUAAAGGGUCCCAAAAUUAGAAGAAAGAAACACUCAUUAGGUUAUCUCACGGUUCUCGGAUAAGGUUUUAUAGCAGGGGUGAGAAGGGGGCAACAAAACGAUUAACAUUUCUACAGGAUAGUUUUUUUUUUCUCCAUGUUUACACUUUGUAGUAUGUUUCUUUUUAAAGAGGACCACUAAAAAACACAGACGGGACAGUGUGAGAUAUUGUGUGUAGAUCAGUCAGAUUGUUUGUUUUUGCAAUUCUGUAAAUAGCUGCUGAGCAAUAUUCCAGGCUAGAUUGUGAUUUUUAGUGUUGACACCAACCUUUAAGGAAAAAUUUCAAAACAACCGACAAGAAAACGGGCGUAAAUCUGGAACAAAAAAUGAUGGAGGUCACAGCUUAGGUGGAUGCUCUCGGGACUUCUGGAGUCCUGUAAUUCUGGUCAGGCAUGCAGUUCAGACGUGUGUGGAUUUCUUUCUUCUAAGUGGUUAUUGUUUCAUCCGAAGCCACAGACACAAGUCCUUCAAAGAGAACUGCGGGUUCUUUUCACCAAGUUCACAUAAAGUCACCCUCACGCUUUUAUUUUUUUUGUUAUUGUGUGAAAAGCAUUCCUGACCACCACACGAGUGGGAUCCAUAAAGACUUAUGUGCCUAAAGGAGUGUUAAGGUGAAUUAUCUUUUUUUUUUUUUCUUUUUUGGGGUGUGGGUGGGUAAUGUCAUGUUAACACCACUUUUUUUUUUUCUCAUUGUUUUAUUGUCACAGGUCCAAGGCUUUAUUUUAUGAUCAUAAUUUUGUAAAUUAAAUUACCAGUGAAGUGUUUCUCCCUCCCUAAUAGUCUCAUGAGGUAGCAAAAGGCUGCUACACUGUGAUUGUCUGCUCAAGGGUAGAGCGGCCUGGUGGCAGAAGCGUCUCUUAUCUUGCUGUUUCGGUUCGUGUUCAUCUGGCUUUUGUAUACGUUCGAUGUCAACUGAACAGUAACGGUGAUCUUGCCAAGCUGAGUUACAGUUCAUUUGCAGGUUGCGAACAAAACGUGAAACAUGCAAAAUGCUUUGUCAAACGACAAAUGGAACAAGGCUUAAGAUUCUGUAAGAAAACUAAACGGUGUGUGAAGCCAUAUGUGGAGUCUGGGUGGGGUUUUUGCUCCAACAGGUUGCUAUUUACACUGAGUGGCUGAUCUAACAUAGCGAGGUUUGACUGAGAUAGAUCACUGUUUGGAUAAAAGGAUCCGCAGCUUGUAAAGAAGUGACAGUAGGACUGUAGUCUCUUUUUCAUCCAUUAAAGUAUCCUACUUGUCACACUCAUGGUACACUAUCUCCUGGCUUUAAGCGUAAUGUUGGCCAUCGGACAAUCUUCCACACAUUGUCAAAGAUCUGUCACAGUAUUAACUGUAAUGAAGUGAUUCAUCCGUGGUGAUAAACCAGCUUGUUAAUAGUUUCUAUCACUGCUAGUCUCCGUGUUCCUUUCGUAGAUUUUCCUUCACGGCUGUUUCAUUGGAUGAGAAGUGUUCAAGUCGUGAUGGUAGCCACUGUCAGGAAAGUGAUUUCAGUAAUGUGCUUCUGACUUUCACUUCUGAAAUCACUGGUUUUUUAAAAUCAUUUCUGGUCUUUCACACUGUGACCCAUUUGUUACAUGUCAUCCAGACACCAGUCAGCCACAACGUUACAACCACCAGCCUCAUAUUGUGUAGGUUUCCUCGUCCUGUCGAAGCACCUCUGAGUUCUAGAGUCAUGGACAUGGACCUGUACGGGUGUCUGUGGUAUCUGGAACAGGGAUGUUGGCAGCAGAUCCUUUGGGUGCUGGGUGCUGGGUGCAGAGUGAGGCCUCUCUGGAUCAAGCUUGUGGAGAAUUUGAAGGCCAGGCCAACACUGGGCUCUUUGUCAUGCUCCCUGAGCAUUUUUUACGGUACGGCGGGGCUCUGUCCUCUGCUGUUGCCACGGUGUACUUGGUCUGCAACCAUGUUUAGGUUUGUGGUAUUUAUCAAAAUAACAUCCACAUGAAUUUCAGAAGCCAAGGUUUCCAACAGAACAUUGCAUUUUAACAAGAUGAUCAAUGUCAGUGGUUAGAAUGCUGUGGCUGAUCAGUGUGCAGGCUGUUUACGGUUGACCGUUUUCCAAAUUAUACCUUGUGUAAUAGUGAUGAUCAGUGAAUCCUUCACAGUAAAGAUCUAAAAUACUGCUCAUUGUGUCAGUAUUUACCCUUUGGGUUGAAGUAAAUAAUGUCAGCUACUAGUUAAAUAUAGACUGCAGUGUCACUCUAACAUAACUUUAGAGUACUUCACCAAUAAAUCACAACUUGUGCCUGAUUGUGUAAAUUAAAGUCACAUAUCAGAAUUUAUUCAUUUCCUAAGAUGCAACUUGGCUUGAUUGACAGAUUUAUACAGAUUUGAGGGUGUUCGACUAAUAAUGGCAACUUGUGAGUGUAUGUGCAUUUCAAGUUUUUGUAACUUGAUGUCUGUGCUGUAAACACAAUAAUAGGAGCCAAUUGCUGCCUGGAACAGAAGAACUCAUCCAGGGUGUUACCUUCUCGGGGAGACGAUACCCAAUAGUAAACGUGAUCGAUUCACGUACAGUAAAGGCAGUCGUACUUGACAGACACCCAUGCAUUUGCUCGUUAUUACUGACAGUUUGUUCAGCAAAAAUGUCUGUUAGGCUCAAGUCAGAUGAAACCUCAAUCAGCAAAACUGCAAAUUAAAAUAACGUUUUUUAUUAAAACCUCUUUGGGGGCGGCCAAAAAGACCCUUGCAUUUAAACACUGGUUUGCUUUGGAAAACUGUCAAAAACAUCCAAGAACCUGUAGCGGUCUUCAUCAAACUGUUUUCCUCAAUAGAAUCAUUCACCUGCUUCCAUUCCAUCUCAGCAGGCCUUCUUUCACGACUCCCUCGUGUACAGUAUUGUCUUGUCCGGCUUACAUCAGGUUCUUUUUCAUCUCAGCUCGUAAUGAGAUUACCAACCACACUGUUUUGUCUUUGUCCUUUUUCUGGAAAAGCCUGUGCACUGUUACUUAUGACAAGUCUCCUAUGGAUUCUUGCCCAAGUCUUUUAUUUUUCUUUAGAGAAGUCAAACUGAUGUAACUUGCUAUUUUUUGGCAACAAGUAUGAGUCCUGUGAGUACUGACAUAGAACUGACAAGCGUACCGUAGGUAGCCUAUCAUUAUGCUCACGAUUCCACUCAUAUGCAAAUCUAUUACACUAGUUGUGUGAAGUUACUUUAAAUAAAUGGGCAAGGAAUUUGGAUGUUAGGUCAAAAGUUUGACAUCUUUGGCUGGUAUAAGGAUCACCGUGUUGUGUGAAGAUCUAAUGUCAAAAAAAGAAGGUGAAAAUGAUCAAUACUACAUCCUCAUGAAUAUUCAUUUAGGCCCUGAGGUAUAACUGCCAUGUUAGUUGCAUCACCAAUGCCAACAAAAGUGCCUUCUGUUUGAUCACUAGGCCUUGAGCCAAAGACAAGCAACAGUAAUAGCCUUGUAAAAUGAAGAAUGGUAACUGCAACAGGCACUUCUGCUUGCCUUCCUUAACAUGUAAUCUGAUAAAUUCGUAAAAUAAAAAAACCCAAAGAUUUGAUGUCCAGUAUCAGUGCAAAAAUCCAUUCAGAAAUUCCCAAAUAAAAUGCCCUGUCAAAUCAAUGGCCGUUCCUUUUUUCCUUCCUGAACUCCACUAUUGAUCAUCGUCUUUAUUUUGUCUAGUUUGUUAGCUACACUCUGUGCAAAUGAUAAGAUUGUAAUGUUCUUUUUUCAUCAUUAAUUAUGUCCUUUAGCUGUAUAGACUGUUAACAUUCUGGGUUAUUUUAGUAAAAAAAAAAAAAGAAAAAAGUUGAGGGGUUGGAGGGCUAGGAAUCCAUGUGUCAGCAUAAAAUGUUUAUUAAAUUUCUUUGUGGAGGAAAACUUACUGGGUUUGCUUCUAUAUUGCCAAAUAUGUUUUAAAAUGCUGUAUUUUCUUACAUGGAAAAGUGUUACAUGAAUGGUAGGAGGGCGUAGAGGAAAUAAUCUGUUUAAAUCCAGCUUACCUUAAGGGAAAACUGUGGAAAAGGUUGACAUGAGAACAUUUUUAAUUGUGUCAUUGUCAUGUGGAAAUGAUCUACCAUUAAAACAUUCCCUCUGAAA
Acanthochromis polyacanthus (spiny chromis) is the source of this 5176-nucleotide messenger RNA. RefSeq names its product vitamin K epoxide reductase complex, subunit 1-like 1 (gene vkorc1l1). Lineage: Eukaryota; Metazoa; Chordata; Actinopteri; Pomacentridae. The record is from RefSeq and is a predicted model, not a curated record. Gene Ontology annotation, biological process: peptidyl-glutamic acid carboxylation; vitamin K metabolic process. The transcript is spliced from 3 exons. Gene Ontology annotation, molecular function: vitamin-K-epoxide reductase (warfarin-sensitive) activity. Bases 75 to 602 code for a protein of 175 amino acids.